Molecule: messenger RNA, 573 nt
Organism: Uncinocarpus reesii 1704
Lineage: Eukaryota; Fungi; Ascomycota; Eurotiomycetes; Onygenales; Onygenaceae
Exons: 1
Coding region: 1-573 (190 amino acids)
Source: RefSeq, a predicted model, not a curated record
AUGGAUCUCGAUGGCCUGCUUGACCUGGAGGAGAACUUCUACGCCGAGGGGUACGAGCUUGGAGUCAAGGACGGCGAAACUGCUGGCUACAACGAAGGAAGUGUCUUCGCGGUUGAAAAAGGAUUCGAAAAGUUCCGCGAAUUGGGGAGGCUCUAUGGCAAGGGGAUAAUAUGGGCGAAGAGGCUUCCUGGAAGUCAUGGGCUUCUUCAGGCCGCCAAAACUCCAAACAGUGUUUCUGAGAGCUCCGAAAACCAUGCGGCGCAUGAUGGUCUACAUUUACCCGAUCUGCCUCCCAAUCCAAGGCUGGAGAAGCACCUCGCGACGUUCCUCUCCCUUGUGGACCCUUUGACGUUAGUGAUGGAAAAUACGGAAGAGGCUGUCGCUGAAUUCGACGAGAGACUUAAAAAGGCCACGGCCAAGGCCAAAAUUAUAGAAAGGAUGCUGGGGGAAACGGGGAGCACACAUCAGCAUGAGGAUUCACAAGCAAAAUCGGGUCACGCGAAGCAGGCCGCCACUUCUGGCAAUAUUGAAGAUAUCGGGCCGCUCCCCGCGAGGAUGAUGCUGGAGGCUUGA